This is a messenger RNA of Lolium rigidum, 1180 nucleotides long. RefSeq lists its product as uncharacterized. Lineage: Eukaryota; Viridiplantae; Streptophyta; Magnoliopsida; Poales; Poaceae. Bases 1 to 1008 code for a protein of 335 amino acids. The record is from RefSeq and is a predicted model, not a curated record. The transcript has 2 exons.
AUGCGUCGCCUCCACUGCACUGUCAUCCUCCUACUCUCCGCCACCCGCCUCCUCCUGCACGCCGCCGUGGCGUCGCCGGCACUGCCUGACCCGGCAUCUCUCGAGCCGUCGCUGCUCUUCCCGUCGGCCGGUGCCUCCCAGGCGCAGCCCGGCGCGGCGUCCACCAUCCCGGCAUUCCCGGAGCAGUCCGAAGCCGCCGCUGCCUCCUCCGUCUGCCAGCUCACCCCAUCCCCACCGCUCCUCCCGGCCGUCCUCGCCUCCUGCAACGCCGGCGGGGGCGGCGGCGCGCUCCCGCCGCGGCUGCGGUGCUGCCCGGCGCUGGCGGCAUGGCUCUACGCGGCGUACGCCCCCACUGCGCUGGGAAGCGGCGGUAACUCGGAACGUCCCGCUGCGGCGGCCGACGUGUCGGACUUGCCGCUGCUGCCGGACGACGCGGAGGAGUGCGCGGGCGCUGCGGUGCGCGCGCUAAGAACGGCGGGAGCGACGCUACCACAGCCGCAGCCGCAGGUGGGCAGCAAUGGGACUAUCUGCGACGUGCCGUUCUGCUACUGCGGCGUGAGGCUGAGGCGGCCGGCGUGCCCGGUGCCGGCGGGCAGGGCUGCGAGGAGACUGGAGAGGGACUGCGCACGGCCGGGGCUCGCCGGCUGCUCUCGCUGUCUCCGGGCGCUGAACCUGCUGAGCUUCAGUGGAGAGAAGAACGCCACGUCGGCCAAGGCCAGGCAUGGCGGCGGGCCUCGCGAGCGUGACUGCCAGCUGAUGGGGCUUACCUGGCUGCUGCAGCGGAACGCCACGCGACACCGGGCCGCUGCUACGGCGGUCAUCCAGGCCAUCAUGGCGGCCGACGAGGCGGGUACCUCCGGCGCACCAGCCACGUGCUCGCUCCCCGUCGACGAUCUGCCGUUUGCUGUGGCGUCGUCGGAGAUCAAUGGCGCGGCGGUGCCUACGAUCGAGCGUCUCAUUCAGGCCCUGCUAGGCACCUCGGCAAUCAUCUUGUCCCUUAGCCUCUGAGUAACAUCUUGGCGUUGCAGCAAGGUUACCUAUUGUUGUUGGUAGUUUGCACCUCUGAUGUUAAUUAGUUCUUGGAAGUUAUUCAAGUUUUGAUGUUAGUGUUUCUUAAAGGCCUAGAGUCUAGAGUGUGGACCUCUUUACUGUAAUUAUAUGCAAUCAUGGUGCUAAUCUA